AUGCCACUAGUGACUACUAGUGAAGAAAGCAACAACAUCAUCAAAAGAUGGAAUGCCAUGGUGGUUUUCUUAGGAGCACCUCCAGCGCAGGGCCUCUUGUCCUGGCUAAAGGCCCCUUUAAUGGGUUUUGGACCUCUAACGCAGAAGAAGCAGCUCGGGCAAGCCCAAGGGCAGAUCUUGCCUAUGCUUCAACCCAAAGGCGCUGACGUCAGCAGUGAUGUCACGCUGACAUCACCUUUUGGGGUGGAACCAAAAAAGAUAAGGCUGCCACUAUUUACGUGA
This is a messenger RNA of Prunus armeniaca (apricot), 282 nucleotides long. Lineage: Eukaryota; Viridiplantae; Streptophyta; Magnoliopsida; Rosales; Rosaceae. The record is from the annotation of a GenBank genome assembly.